CAAUACUUCGGGUCUAAGUAUUUUAUAAGCCGGCCUGCAUUGACAAUGCACAGGACGAUGGGCUGGAAGCGCCAGAAGCCGCAAGCUGAGCUGCGGAUUCCUCCAAUCCCGACUUUUCCCCUGUCGUCCCCAAUCACAGAAGAGGUUGUUACUCCAAUCUCUUCGUCUCCGGAUGAGCGGGAUGUGGAAAAGCUUCGUCCCUUCGAUCAUCUGGGGGCUAAAGUGUCCAGCCAGAGCCCAUUUGCUCGCAAAGUAGAAUACGAACUACGGCUGGAAGACAAGGAGCCGGUGCGUGAAGCCAAUAGUUACUACUUCGUGCAAAAGGCGGCAGAGAGUGCGGGCGAGCCGAAGCCAGCGGCCAAGAAGAAUACCGAGCGGCCUGUGGGAUUGAAUCUGGUCACCGAUUUUUCGUUAACACCACCGAAACCCCGGGAUGAUAUACCGGAGGAGGGAUUCGUGGAUUUAAAUGACCUCAAGGUCCUUUCAAGGGAAAGGGCAGAAGAAAGGUCGGCGCAGAAAGUCAAGGGCAUCCUGAAGAAAGGAACGAGCCAAAGAUCCCAGAGGACUCCAGGCGAGCCUCCGGACCCCGCGACAUGGAGAUCUUCCUUGUUUGACUGGAGGCCUAGUGGCUCACCAAAACGGAGAGGCAAGGACGACUUAUCUCCAUCAGACCGGCCGAUAAUGAUUGGGUUCAGCAUGCCGCGCGAAGAAACCACAGGUUCGCGGAAAAGAUAUUCUAAAGAGCUUGACGUUACAGAUAUCCAGCAGACGCCGCUCACACCCUCAAUAGUUGUCACCCCGGCAAGAGAAGAUGACUUUUGGGCAGGCUUUAGCCAAGUUUGCAACCCUCCCAGGGUCACAUCUAGCAUUUACUCCCAACCCACCCCGUGUAUAGAAAAGAGCGAGUUAGAUAUUCCGCCUGUACCAGCUAUUCCAGCAGAGCAUGCAGUGACAAAAGGUGAAGUUACGGACCAAGAGAUGCUCAAAAGGCAGUCUGCGACAUCUAGGAAACAACGUGCAUAUUCCACAGGUACAGUCUUCGAGGAAGACUUCCAAUCGCGGUCGGGGCUUCGUUCAAGGUCAUACUCCAACGGAAGCGUUAAGAGGGCUUUUGAUCGUUUGAGUGGCAUCGACAGAAUGAGUCGGUUAAGUAUUAAUACUGAAGUUAAUAGACACCAGUCCCAGGGAUGGUGGACAUAUCUCCUGUCGCCUUUAUUAGGUCGCUCCAAUACAAUCACCAGUCGAAGAACACUAAUUGAUACACAUUCACCUCCUGUGCCCAGUAUUGCCACUAAUCUGACAGGGUCAAGCGAUGAGUGGUGGGAGAAGGAGGUAUCGUACUUUUCACCUGAUACACCCGUAACGACGAGGGCCAGUCGAGGUGUCUCCGACUGGCAGCCUUCUCAAAACAACCCUUUCGCCGAUGAUAAAGCUGUCGACGGGCAAGCCCAGGACCCGAGUGACCUGAGUAGCGCAGCGUUUGGCUUUCCCGAUCAAACUGUUCAAGGCGCAGCUGCCGAGUACUAUCAUGCCUGUGCACAUGAGGUAUUUACCGGGAGGCCUUACUUCGAAUGCAUCAACCAUGUCUGUUCGAUAACUCCUAAAGACCAGAUUCUAGUCCCCAGUGCAGAUAUCGCAAAAGAAGUUGGUUCAGGUGAAGGGGGUUUGCUUAUUGAUGUGGAUGAUGCGCCGAAACCCGUUGACAAAGGACCCGAAGGUUCAGAAUCUAUGGUCAUUCCUGCCACAACUUCCCGGCCUCCGACAAUGGUCAUCGACAAACAACCGGAUACCCCUGUGAAGAACCCGAAGGAAGACGGUUCAAAAGACGAUACAAGCGCCCCUCGCGAAGAAGACUCUACGAAGCCAAUCUCCAAAGAGACUGUUGGGGAACCAGCAUCUCCAGCAGGCAAGCAAACUGAGACCAAUCCUUUUGUUCAGCUGGCUCAGCCAAGUAGCACCGUCUUGCCGCCAGUCACGAAUGUAUACAUUCAAUAUGCCCCUAUACCAUCUUCUGCUUCUGGCACUACUAUUGAACGAGUUGUACCCCAGUACUCAGUGAUUCCUUCUUUAAACGAAGGGACGCAAAAGCAUGAAGUACAGCCACAAGCGCAACCGCAAUCUCCUGGUCCUGUCUCCCCAGGUUUACAACGAGCAACAGAAAAGACAGGCUCAAUCCCUCUAUCUGACAUACACUCGACCCCGGCGCCUGCGUAUACGUCUCAUCGUAAUACUCCCGCCACGCUACCGCCCCGUGUAGAUUCUCUUCCGAUCACACGGGAGGUAACGACGAAUCCGAUUACAGAAAGCAAUAGAAUAGAGUCUCGACGAAGAAGGCUCGAGAAGGAAGAUGCAAUCGGUAGGAGAGCUGGUGGGCUAUGGCGCGGUAGAGGUUAUUUCAGCAACAAAGGAUGUUUUGGGAGACCUGGACGUGAAGGACGGCUAAGGCGCCGGUGGUAUGCGGCCAUUGCUUCAUUCUUCAUUAUCAUUGUCGUGGUUGCCGUUGUUCUCGCUAUAAUGCUCACCAGAAGGGGGGACGAGACACCUGUCCAGUCGCAAUGGCUGAAUCUAACCGGCUAUCCACCUAUGCCGACAGGCAUUGCGACAGUUGCUGGACCCGAGCCUCAAGUACAAAAAUCCGGCUGUAUUACACCUUCCACCCUCUGGAGCUGCGCCUUGCCCAAUGAACAGCAGUCAGCCAACAAGCCUUAUGCUGCAAAUCAACCUAAUUUUCGCGUCGAGAUUCGUUUUCGUAAUGGGACAUAUCCGAAUAGCACGACUGUUGCGUCGAAGUCUAGCAAAGCAAGCGUUUCUAGACGAUCUGACAACUUGUUCAGCCCGUCGCCAUCCCCGCCAGGCAUGAAAGACCAGGCAUUUCUGGGCAAUACCACUGAUAAGAACAAUGUUCCCUAUGCGGGCGAAGAGACUCCGUUCUACAUGACAAUACUCUCCCCUCUCCAGAUGUCCACCACCCAGCUGACACGGAGAUCAGACAAUUCGUUCCCUGACAUAGAAUCCCUCAUUCCAUCUCCAGACCUAGACUCCGACGGCACCGCUGCAGCCGCAGAGCUCUAUCCUCUGCCCGAGUCACAGCCUGUGCGGCUAUACAACCGCGGGCAGGACACCGAGCACUAUGGCUUCUAUACCUACUUCGACCGGUCUAUUUUCCUUGAAUCAUCUGCCCCACUCACGGACAGCAAGAACGAUGAUUCUAUAAGCGAUGCCAACGGCGGCCCAAGCAAAGCACAUGCCCGAGUCAGGUGUACCUGGGCCCAGACACGCUUUCUCGUUCAGAUCUGGACUCGUCCUGGAAAGGCGCUCCUCAGUAACAGCCCAUCUGUCAGCACAACGCCAACACCCACCCACACAGGAACCAGCAAUCCAACUAGUUCGAACUCCGCUACUGACUUCGUUCGUCCCGGUUCCUUCCCGUAUCCUAUAACGAUCACUCUAGAUCGGCACGGGGGCGCGAUAAAGAAGAAGAUGGUGUACUGCUACGGUAUGGAAUCAGAUCAGCAUGUCAACUCGACCGAGGUGAAAUUACAACUCGAAGACCGCGGGUUCGGCGGUAAGCUCAUCAACCCGGCACCUGGAAUCUUUAAUAUGUCUGAUUCUGCUUUGAGUGAGUCGGGCUAUGGUGGGUUUGACGGUGGAACUGGGGGUUGUGCUUGUCAGUGGACGAACUGGGUUUCUAGGUCAUAG
Messenger RNA from Aspergillus pseudotamarii, 3699 nucleotides. RefSeq lists its product as uncharacterized. Bases 46 to 3699 code for a protein of 1217 amino acids. The transcript has a single exon. The record is from RefSeq and is a predicted model, not a curated record. Lineage: Eukaryota; Fungi; Ascomycota; Eurotiomycetes; Eurotiales; Aspergillaceae.